AGCUGAGGAGCAUCCACGUUGGUCUGGGGAAUCACAGGGACCCCCUGCCUGUGUCCCUGCUUGUGUUCCUGCCUGCACCCCAAAGCAGAGAUGCCAGUGUCAGAGCAUUUCCAGGCUGGGUUGUUUAGGAAAUGGUCUCCUGAAAUUACACAGGGGGUCCCAAGCCCUGUUUGCCCCACUGCCAGUCCCCAGUAAUGCCAGGGUACCGAGCCCACAUCCUUGUCUGCCCUCCUCAGACCCUCAUAUGGGGCUUUACCCACCCCCUCGUGGAUAAAACCACCUUUGCACAGCUCCUCUGUGUGACCCCCUUCCCCACUUGCACCCUAAAAAGUGGCCUCUUCCAGUGGUGAUGGUGAGCACCAGGGCUCCUGCCUUUCGCUGACAGGGGAAGAAAUCAGGAAACACCCCCAGCCCCAGCUGGAUUUCGUCUGGGAGGGGGCUGGGGGCUGCCUGCCCUUCCCAGGCCUCCCACACCCCCUCCCCAUCCCGGCCCUAAUGAGAACAAGCUGGUCCUGGGCUGCGACGCAGGAGGAGGAGGAGAAGGAGGAGGAGAAGAGGGAGAAGGAGGAGGCUCCAUCCCAGCAGCAGCAGAAAGGGGCUCGAGGUGUGUGGGACAGACCCCGCGUUCCUGGCUCCCUUCUGCCGACGCGGCAGCUGCAGGCGAGGUCCCUGUGCGCGAUCCCGGGAAUGGGGUCGGCGAUGUGGCUGCUGCUGCUGGCGCUGCUGGCGGCCCCGGCACACUCGGCAGCCCCCCGGCACCCCCCGGCGCUGCCGGACACGGGGGGCAGCGGGGAUGGGGAUGAGGCGUCGGCCACACCACCCGCCCCCGUGACCCCCCGGAUCAGCCCCACGGUGGGGGACGCGGGGGGAACCACCGUGACCAACAGCUCUGCCCCGGGAGUGCUGGACGGGCUGGUGGACUUCUUCAAGGAGUACCUGCUGCUGGUGGUGGUGGUGGGCUCGCUGUCCUUCGUGCUCCUCUUCAUCAUCUGCGCCGCCGUCAUCGUGCGCCAGAAGCACAAGGCCUCCGCCUACUACCCCUCGUCCUUCCCCAAGCAGAAGUACGUGGAUGAGCGGGACAAGGUGGGGGGGCCCCGGGCCUUCAGCGAGGUGCCCGACAAGGCCCCCGAGGCGGGCGCGGAGGAGCCGCUGGACGGCAGCCGGCAGCUCCAGGCGGACAUCCUGGCAGCCGCCCAGAGCCUCAAAUCCCCCCCCAGGGCACCGCUGGCCAACGGGGCCCAGGCUGAGCAGAAUCCCACCGGGAAGGAGGAAGAAGAGGAAGAGGAAGGAAGCAAGAAGUUGGCAGAUGACCAACCUGCCAAGCCCUCUCCCCAAAAUCCAGGUGCGGAGGAAGCGGUGGGAGCAACGGGAGCAGGGGGCAAGGAGACCCCUGACACGCCCCAGGAUGGCUCCUCAGCCCCCUCCGGAGUCUAAGGCAGGGACGUGGUCCCGGGUGAGCCCCAGGAGCCACCAGACUGGGACACAUGAUGGACAUGGAUCAACGCUCCGUAUGUACGUGGUGGCUCAAGGAAGCCCCGAUGAAGACCCCGCUCCCUCACCCUCCCCAGCCCCCCUGAGGCCCCCCACCCUCGUGCCAAUGGGACACUGUGGCAAAUCCGUGGGGUUUUUUGGUAGCCACUGCUUUCCCCCAGGGCUGGAACGCUGGCAGCCCUCACUCCUGCUGCCCAAGGGGCUUUUCCCACCCCAGCUCCGGCUCUGCCCUCCCUGUGCCAACAGCUUCCUCCCAAAUGUUAUUUUCCUGGUCAGGAUCCUGGGCUGGACACCUGGCUGGGAGCUGUGUCCCUUCGGGAAGAGGGACGGGAGCAGGGCCGAUCUGUUGCUGUCCCCUCCCUGGGUAGGGGGGCAGGGGCUCCCUGUGACCAUGGGUGGCUUUGCCCAUGGCUGUGGCACUGAGGCCACGUGGUGGACGGGCUGCCCUUGGCCACCCGAGGGGAGGAGGGAUGAGGAUUUAGGGACAAAGACCCAUCCUUUCACUUUUUCACCCCAAAGCAUGUCCCACAGCCCAGCUGGACUUUUGCCUCAUUUCCUUAACCCCUCUGGCUAGAAAUAAACGUUUCCUCUGCAGA
Myiozetetes cayanensis is the source of this 2087-nucleotide messenger RNA. RefSeq names its product transmembrane protein 119 (gene TMEM119). Lineage: Eukaryota; Metazoa; Chordata; Aves; Passeriformes; Tyrannidae. Gene Ontology annotation, cellular component: plasma membrane. The coding region runs from base 496 to 1434 and encodes 312 amino acids. Gene Ontology annotation, biological process: ossification; positive regulation of osteoblast differentiation; positive regulation of osteoblast proliferation. The record is from RefSeq and is a predicted model, not a curated record. The transcript is spliced from 2 exons.